GGGCGGGCUGGGGCCUGGCGGCCGGGCGGUGCCCGGAGCCCUGCCCGCCGCCACGAUGGAGCAGGCGGCGCAGCGGCGGCUGCGAGCCCCCGGCGGGGGCCGCGGUGCGCAUCGGCUGCGCAUCGGGCUUCUGGGGGGACACGGCGGCCGCAGUGCCGCAGCUGCUGUACGGCGGGAAGCUGGAUUUCCUCGUCUUCGAUUACCUCUCCGAGAUCACCAUGUCGCUGCUGACGGCCGCCAGAGCACGGUCCCCCGAUUUGGGUUACGCUCCGGAUUUCGUCUCCACUGCCGUAGCUCCAUAUAUAAAAGAUAUUCACAGGAAAGGUGUUCGUGUCAUCAGUAAUGCUGGUGGAGUUAAUCCCCUUGCUUGUGCAGCUGCUCUUCAGGAGGUGGCGAAGAAAGCGGAUGUUGAUUUGAAAAUAGCUGUUGUUGCUGGAGAUGACCUAAUGAGUGAGAAAGAAAACCUAAAAGGAGCUGGUAUCAAAGAUAUAGAGAGUGGCAAACAAUUUCCAGAGAGUAUUCAUAGCAUGAAUGUGUAUCUUGGAGCAAGACCAAUAAGCAGGGCUCUUGACCUUGGAGCUGAUAUUGUUGUUACUGGCAGAUGCGUUGACAGUGGGAUUGUGUUAGGGCCACUCAUUCAUUCUUUUGGCUGGAAUAGAGAUGAAUUUGAUUUGCUAGCAGCAGGAAGCCUUGCAGGUCAUCUUAUUGAAUGUGGUGCUCAGUGUACUGGUGGAAUAUUCACUGACUGGCAUGUGGUACCAGACUGGCAUAACAUAGGCUUUCCCAUUGUAGAGUGCUCCUCUGAAGGAGACUUUAUUAUUUCCAAACCACCGGACACAGGCGGGCUAAUCUCAUUUGGCACUGUGGCUGAACAGUUGGUGUAUGAAGUGGGCAAUCCUCAGCGCUAUCUUUUACCAGAUGUCACAUGUGACUUUUCUGAAGUUUCCAUCACUGAAAUUCCAGGUUUUGAAGGUGGGGCAGUGAAAGUUCAUGGAGCAAAAGGAUCACCUCCUUCGACGUUUUAUAAGGUAAGUGCCACUUACCUUGAUGGUUUCAGAGCUACUGCUGUCUGUCCUGUGGGAGGUCCAAAGGCAGUACAAAAAGGAAAACUUACUGCGGAAAGUAUUCUCAAAAGGACUCGUCUUAUUUUCAGUCAGCUUGGGUAUGAAGAUUACAGUGCAGUUAACAUACAGGUUUUAGGGUCUGAAGAUACAUAUGGACCUCAUGCUAGAAGGAGUAUAGAUGGUCAGGGUCCUCGAGAAGCUGUUAUUUGGCUUGCUGUACAUCAUAAGCGAAAAGAAGCUUUAGAAAUCUUCUCCAAAGAGAUUGCACCAGCUGGAACUGGCAUGGCACCCGGACUCACUGGAAUAGUUGGAGGGCGCCCUAGAGUGUCUCCAGUUUUGAAGCCAUUUUUCUUCCAUUAUCCCAAAAGCGAUGUCCAGAUCAACUUAUUUUUAAAUGGUCAGCAUGUUGAGACAUUUGAGGAGGAUCUCACAUUUACAUCAGAUGAACCUGUUUCCUGUGAUCCACCCAAGAUUGACAGUGAAUUGAAAGAUCUGCCAAGUGGUCCUCAUACUUAUCGCUUAGAAGAUCUUGCCUAUACUAGAAGUGGAGACAAAGGCAACUCUGCAAACAUAGGUGUUAUAGCACGGCAUCCCCUCUACUAUCCAUACCUAAAGAAAACUUUAACUGCUCAAGCCUUGGAGAACUACUUCCAACACCUUUUAGAGCGAGAAAAGCCUGAAGAAGAACUAGUAACAAGGUACGAGUUGCCAGGAAUCCAUGGAUUAAAUUUUGUUCUGAAGAAUUCCCUUGGUGGUGGUGGCAUAGCAUCCCUGAGAAGUGACCCACAGGGCAAAGCACUUGGGCAGAUGCUGCUGGAUUUCCAGAUUAAAAAUGUUCCUGAUUUAAAAUCACUGAUAGAAUAACAGGUGUUUGAUACAUGUAUUUCUUUAACACUGAGUAGUAUAAAAAUAUUAUGAACAAGAACUGGCUUCUCAAGUCAGACUUAUAAAAGUCACAGAGGAGAAAUUAGUGACAGUUCUCUCUGAGGCUUAGCUUAAAUGGCACAGAUUAGCAACUGUUUUGAGUAAUGGCAGACUAAUAGCUUUGUCUGUGACUGAUAACAUUUCCUGUCUAGAUAAUGCAUUGGAUGAAGAAUUAAUUUAUUUCCUGUAAGAUAGAAUUAAACAAAUUGCAACAUUUAAUUAUGAGACAAGAUAAUCUUUGUUCCAAGAUGAAAAUUGCCUCCUGUUCAGUUCAUCUCUUUUCCUUCUCUAAGUCUUUAUUUAAAAACAAAAUGGACCGAUAAAGUUGCGUUCCUGUCAACUGUAUUUGUCCUGUGCAUAGAGCAAAGUUAGGUAACCUGAUGUGCAUCACUAAGAAGUUAGCACUGGAGAACAGCUUUCCCUGUAGAAUCACAGAACCAGUAAGGUUGGAAAAGACCUCCAAGAUCACCUGGUCCAAGUGUCCCCCCUACCACCGAUAUCACCCACUAAACCAUGUCCCUAAGCACAAGGGCAGUAUAGAGCAGUAAAGAAAUGUAGUAGCUCUUACCAUUACAUAGUGAGCGACAGUAAAUACUGACCUUUGCUGGUGAUCUACUGAACUGCCAGCACUUGUUCCAAUUAAUGACAGAUUUCUUUGCUGUUUCCCAACAUCUCACUAAUGAAUCCACCAGUUGAAAAGCACUAACCAGUAACAAAUUGUGAUUCUUAGCAAGGGGAUCAGUUGGGAAAUGCAGACAGGAGAAUGGUGUGAGCUACACUAUCUGCCCGCUCUUGUCAUGAGGCAGUAAGUAUUAGCAGGGAGAAGGGGGCACUAGGCAGUGCAGGUGUGCCUUGUUUUCUUUCAGGCCUGCUAAGUCUCCAUUUUGUGUACCAGAGUCCUGUCCGGAUUAAGUCUAUUUGGCUGUCAUUUGCAUUGCCUUUCCCACAGAAUGGUCCGCAAGCCUUCCACAGAAAGGUUUGUCUCCUGCUGUGAAGGAGUAUUGUGUUGAAUGAAGUGCACUUUUUUCUGUUCUGACUGCCAUUUACCACCUCUGGAUUUCCUCUUUUUGCUUCCAACCUUCUCCAUUGUGGCAAAAUAUUACUAGCAUGUUCAAUCUAGGAUACUCCUAGACAGUUUCACUUAAAUAAUCAGAAACUCUAAGAUCCAUGUCAUGCUGCUUAUGACAAUAUAAGGAUGCAAAUUGUGGCCCAAUAGCUGUCUGUAUUUCCUCCACAGAAGCCAUAUGAAUAUUACUCUGUAUGUUCAGAUAUUUUAUUCAGAAGUUAAUCUUCCCCUUUAUUUUGGGGGAGUCUGCACUACUUGUUUAGUGCUGACAAAAUGAGGUGUUACUAAUAAUAUCAUGGAAAAAAUACGAAGAUAAAUAUUUUGUAAACUUCACCAAAACUCUCUUCAACUUUACUAAAUCUCAGUCUGUGCUAUUAUUAUUAAUUUCCUUACCUUUAAUUGAUUUUAAUGAGGACUGCACAAGGAAUUGUUCCCACCUUUUUCUGUGGUUUUGUUCAUUAGACUUGAAUGUAUAAAUGAAAGCUUAAUCCAUCUAAACAUGUUACUCUUAGCCAGUUGUAAGUUCUAUCUGUGUAUUCAGCAUGGUUCAGUCUAGUUGUCACAAAAACUAGUCAGUACUUCAUUGCAGAAAAGUAUCCAACUUUAUAAUUUUAAAAGGGAAAAGGGUGUGUUGUUUUUAUCAUGUUUACAUUCAUUGUUCAUUCAGAAAACUUGUUAAUAAUUUGGAAGCCUGUUAGUUUAGCAAAACAUACAAAGGUAUUGAGAGGGACUUAAAAAAAAGUGAUAGACCUCAAUAGCAAACCUACAAGGAUAAAAAGGCAACAACAAAUAUAUGUAGUUUACUGCAUAUGCUGCUUAAGUGACUCUGUAAAUGUUUAUGCAACUAUUUUAGAAUUAAAGUAUACAUUUAUAAGUA
Oxyura jamaicensis (ruddy duck) is the source of this 3931-nucleotide messenger RNA. RefSeq lists its product as uncharacterized. The record is from RefSeq and is a predicted model, not a curated record. The transcript has 21 exons. Bases 219 to 1928 code for a protein of 569 amino acids. Lineage: Eukaryota; Metazoa; Chordata; Aves; Anseriformes; Anatidae.